CUUCUCCUUCUUCUUUACACCUCCCAUUUUCAAUCCCUCUCUCUCUCUCUCUAUAAUUCUCUUCACAUGUUAAAUUUUUCCUCCUGCAAUUUUCCGUAACCACAUCUCUCUUUCUCUAUAGAUACUAUGUGUCAGACAGAGUACAUAACUAAAUUUUUCUGAGCAAGAGGCCCCUUUCUGUCAGAAACAAAAUCUCUUAUUUCAAUUCUUCUUCUUGUUUGUCUCUUGAUGAUCAGAUCCUUUAAAAAAGAAAAAAUUUAAGUCCAUAGUUAGGAAUUAUUGUAUUUUUAUAUAUUAUAUAUAGAUAGAUAGAUCCAUCUGCAUCAUCAUUAUCAAAUUCCCAACUACUCAAAACCCUAAUUUCAAAUUUUGUUUUAGUGAUUUUCAUAUUUGGUUCCAUGAAUCCUCGCCAACAAUUAUCUUUAAACCCUAAUUCAAUAAAGUCUAGGUUUACUAGAGUUUUUCUCAAAUCUUUAUGCAAAAUUAACAAGCAAAGAUCUUUCGUUCCUUAUUGUCCUAAAGAAAUAUAUCAAAGAAGUAAUAGGGUUAAAAUUGCUGCUGAUAAAUCCCUAGCCUUUGCUGUUGGGUCAAGAAAAGCAUGGAGUAGGGCAUUACUUUUCAAGAUUCGAAACCGACGGAGGCAGUGGCGACACCGUACUAACUUACUGAGAAGAAUAAAAGAAAGAAAAGAUAAGAGUUGUUUAAGCAGUGAUGUGAAUGAUGCAGGGUUUGAUCUAGUAAGGAAGCUAAGAAAGCUGGUGCCCGGCGGUGAAGCUAUGGAGUUAAGCAAAUUGUUGGAAGAGGCUGCACAUUAUGUAAAGUGCCUUAAAACACAAGUACAGGUGAUGAGAAGUAUUGCUGAUAUCUGUUCUACUACGGUUUCUUGAGUUAUUAUAUGUCUCGCUCUCUAUAUAUCUAUUCUAUAUGUAAGUAUAAAGAAGAAUAGAAAUGAUAAAAGAAAAGACCAAAAAUAUGGUGAAGUACGGGUUAAAAAGAGAAAUUGAUGAGUUCUUUUAUGUGAAAAGCAUAUGUAAUAUAUGUGUUUAUGAUGAAAAUGUAAUUGAAACAUAUGAGGUUAAUGUUUAUUUGCUUGUGGAGUUUCGAAUAUAUAACAGGCGUGUUAUUAUGAUUUUGUUUUA
This is a messenger RNA of Jatropha curcas, 1139 nucleotides long. RefSeq names its product transcription factor IBH1-like. Gene Ontology annotation, biological process: regulation of DNA-templated transcription. The record is from RefSeq and is a predicted model, not a curated record. Lineage: Eukaryota; Viridiplantae; Streptophyta; Magnoliopsida; Malpighiales; Euphorbiaceae.